This is a messenger RNA of Brassicogethes aeneus, 1428 nucleotides long. The record is from the annotation of a GenBank genome assembly. NCBI's taxonomy places the organism in Eukaryota, Metazoa, Arthropoda, Insecta, Coleoptera, Nitidulidae.
GUCGACUUGGCAACGCAGCUUGGCUUGAUGCGAGCGCCACCCGGCGGUUUCGAGCGAAAGCACGCAGUGCACGGCACGCCACGAUCAAACAGCAGUUGGAGAGAGUUGGUGUGUGCUGUCUGGUGUUUUAAUAGUUGCGUUGAAAUAAUUGAGGUUUUUUCCAUCGCCAGUAGUUAUUAAGACUGUUCGAGUUAUGGCCACGGCUAUGUUUUUCUCCGAGGGGACGUGCUCGCAGUACGAGCAAGUGCUGAAGCUGUAUCCGCAAGCUUUGAAGCUGAAAGCGGACAGACGUCCAAAAAAACCGGAGGAACUGAUAAAACUGGACGAUUGGUAUCAAAAUGAGUUGCCUAAAAAGAUCAAGUCUCGCGGAAAAGACGCGCACAUGAUCCACGAAGAAUUGGUUCAAACAAUGAAGUGGAAACAAGUCCGAGGCAAGUACUACCCGCAACUGAACUACCUGGUGAAAGUGAACACGCCUCGCGCCGUGAUGGCGGAAACGAAGAAGGCGUUCAAGAAGCUGCCGAACCUGGAGCAGGCCAUCACCGCCCUGUCGAAUCUGAAGGGGGUGGGCACCACGAUGGCGUCGGCGCUGUUGGCGGCCGCCGACCCCGCCAGCGCCCCCUUCAUGGCCGACGAGUGCCUCAUGGCCAUCCCGGACAUCGAGGGCAUCGACUACACCACCAAGGAGUACCUAAAGUUCGCCCAGCACAUCUGCCUGGUGGCCGAGAGGCUCAACAAGGAGAGCCAGCUGAACAAAAAGCCCGAGGCUGUGGUGUGGUCCGCGCACAAGGUGGAACUGGCCCUGUGGACGCACUACAUCCUGAGCGACCUCAAACCCUCUCUGCUCUCUCACAUUUGUCCGUUGGCCAACGGCAACUCGAUCAGCAGCGUGGUGCUGAACUCCAACGGCGACAGCCUGGACACGGCCGGCACUUCCGACGAGAGCAACCAAGGCGUGCCGACCGGCCGCGGCCUGAACGGCAACAGCAACAAAACGAGUUCCGGCGUGGACGUGGCCGCCCUGGACGAGGACACCACCACCUCCUUCACCACCGACAACAGCCCGCCGCCGUCCGCCCUCCUGCUGCAAAACGACGAGACCAACGACUCCCUAGUCUCGGCAGACAGCACCACAAAGGAUUCCGUGGGAGAGGAUUCCAACAGCUUAGGCGGCGUUCCCACGUUCACCAACACGACCACUUUAAAGCGGCCGCUCGAAAGCGACGAAAACUCGGACGCGGCCGCGAAAAAACUGAAAGACAACGUGGGCGACAAGUGACAAACGCUCCACUACUUUUAACUUUAAUUUCUCCUUAUACAUAUUAUUAUUAAUAAUAUUAUAUCGAUUACACACUUCAUUAUUUCAUACUUUUUUAACUUUAAUUAUUUUUUAACCAUGUUGUAAACACACUAGAGACACAAACAAAC